GUAAAAUGCUAUAUUUAUUGAGUUUUUAAAUAAUCCAGCAUGGACAAUGUAAGAAACCAUUUACUCUACACGCUAAUGAAAGCCUUCAUCUUUCAAUAGAGUUGCAUACAGAUGACGAAUUCAUACCAAAACUUGAACCUCAAGAUUCCAAAGCCACAAGGAAUGAAGUCUAAAUAAAGAUCUCAUAUUAGGAAACAUGAAUAUACAAGAUAUCAUCGAUACUCUUCUCUAUGAUGGUGAAGAGCCUAUGGAUAUAUGACUCAAACUCAGCCACUUUGGAGACACUAAGGAAGAAAUAUAUUUAAAAAUUGUCAAGACAAUUACGAGCAAAAUCAGGGUCUCCAAUUCUAUCGACCCUGAUAAAUCAGAAGAGUACUCAAAAGGCCUUAAUAGAAUCACAACCUUGUUCUUUAAGAGAUAUGGCUUAUCAUUAUGAGUGAAGAUAACUCCGUUUGAAAGUUUGCUGAUUUGUCUUGCAAAAAAUUCAAAUUUCAAAUUACUCUAGCUUACAUUAUUCACUAUGAAUUUUACAAAAUUGGACCUGCGAGAUACUUAAAAUAAGCACAGGGAUGGAGAGAUGAACACAAUAAUGCAUUUAGCAGUAGAAUGUGACUCUUAUUCCUUUAUUCAUUACCUUUUGGUACAUCUGUACAAAAGGAUUAUCAAAUGAAGUCAAGACAACACCAAAGAAUAUGUUACUCAAUCUGAGUUGUUUUAUAAAAUCCUUUCCGAAGGAAAUAAAUGGCAAGAAAGCUGACUACAAAUUGGGGAAUCAGUUGAUCUCGGAUACAAAGAUGUUUCUAUGUACAUGAAGGUCUUACGGAGAACACUUAUUACUAAGAGAAGAUUGUUGUACAAUCCAAGGGAGCCUCAGACACCAAAAUCAUCUUGUAGCAAGAUGGUAGGAAGAUAUGAAAAUUAUGCAUCAAAUAUUCCUGUUGAGAAAUUCCAAAAGAUAGAAUCUCGAGCAGAGAGGACCACGUUUGAUUACCAACCUCGGUCUGAAUAUUCUAACUUCAGUGUCACACUUCCCAGACGAGGUGGAACAGUACAUACUUACGAUGUUCAUCGGAGGAAAGGACAAAGUAUGAUUAACUCUCUUCUUCCGUCCAAAAUUAGUCAAAAAGAGAAGACUAAAAACGGGAUGGUAAGGAGUAUCUCUAGAGAAACAAGGGUCUCAACUGAGGUCUCUCAGAUAAGAAAUACUAAUUAAGAAGACUAUAAAAAGCUUAAUGAUGAUGAGUAACAAAAGUCAUUACUUUGGAAGCAAGCUUUCUUCAUCUCAAUCACAUAAUAAAGUGAGAGACAUCAGAUUUUUACGGAAUAAAAGUCUGAACCAUUGGAAAAUCCAUGCCUCAAUCGUAAACCCAAAUGAGCUCCCUUUCUAUAAGCAAGUGCUAAGUUUUCAUAUUUUAGCUCUCUCAAAACAGAGUCAGUCUGAUCUAAUUCCGUCCAAAGAGUUGCCAAUUUAAAUAUAGCUAUGAAAAAUUCUAAGAGCUUUAAGAGAGCAAAUGGAGCUCUAAUGCAACAAAAUAAGAAAUACACUCUUAAUAAAGCUGACCAAAGCACAAGGGACCCAAGAAGGUUCAAUCUGAAAUCAUUGGUAAAUACAGAGAAAUCUCUGAGUAAACCUCAUGAGCAAUUGCUUACAAACAGAAUUCAGAUCCCAAAAUGCCCAGUUUAAUUCAUUUCUACAAAUUUAACCUUU
This is a messenger RNA of Moneuplotes crassus, 1708 nucleotides long. The record is from the annotation of a GenBank genome assembly. Lineage: Eukaryota; Ciliophora; Spirotrichea; Euplotida; Euplotidae.